This is a messenger RNA of Desarmillaria tabescens, 995 nucleotides long. RefSeq lists its product as uncharacterized. Lineage: Eukaryota; Fungi; Basidiomycota; Agaricomycetes; Agaricales; Physalacriaceae. Bases 256 to 828 code for a protein of 190 amino acids. The record is from RefSeq and is a predicted model, not a curated record. The transcript has 2 exons.
GAGAGCACUAUCUCCUUAACAUCAUGCGUGUAUAGGUCCAAUGCUUCUUGAUACAUUCUCUCACUGGAAGGUCUGUCGCUUGGACCUCGGCGCUCACUAGCACUACCCAUGACAAUUCUGGAGAAACUUCUAUGUCGAACGCAAUCAUCAUCAACUUUACGUUCCAGCGGAACGUCAGCGACGAGGGUCACUACUAGUGCUACUACAUCCUCAUUUCCGUGAGUACGACAGUCUCAUGCGAUAUCCUACCAUCAUAUGAAUUACACUUUCACGCCCAGGAGCUCAUCACAUAGCUCUGACUCAUAUAAGCCAACGCAGACUCCCACAAUAAUCGGAGCGGUGAUUGGUCCUGUAGUAUUCUUGCUACUACUUUCCCUAGGAAUAAUUCUUCUUCGCCGUGCGAGAAAAAUCCAAAACCGUGUCCCAUCGCCUGACCCUGUAGUCAUGCCUCGACGCAAACGAACACGGCAUUCCUCCAAAGGUGCCGAUCCGCCUGGUAAAGGAAGAGGGCAGGCGAUGUGCCGGCGGACAACAUCGGUAUCCAUGUCCUCGGAUGGGAAUGCCUUAGAGCCGUCGUUUUCGAGAAGUGUGGAUGAACGAGAGUAUCCUCAGAUUCCCUCCGAAGAGACGAUACCGCACGCGAGCACUUCAGCCUCGCCUCAGCCAAUGUCGGCGAGUGAUGAAACGGCAGAAGAGAUCUUAAGGCUGCGUACCCAGAUAGAGCAGCUCAUUAUCGAGAGAGCAUCAGUAUGGAACCCUUACAGCGAGACAGAUCCUCCUCCGGCAUACGUGGAAGCUGUUGAAGAAGAUGGCUCUGGAGAAACGUGAUUACCACUCUACACUUAAUAUUGAUAAUUAGUUCUUCGAUAUAAUUUCUUUCAGCAUAAUACUCAUUUAAUUCUUGGUUUACUGUAGUAUACCGGCACAAAGUUAUGACCUACUGGUCAAUAGAGAGUAAGGCGGUCAUAAUGGCGAAGAGAAAGAUAGGUAAAGGC